Orycteropus afer afer is the source of this 2746-nucleotide messenger RNA. The record is from RefSeq and is a predicted model, not a curated record. NCBI's taxonomy places the organism in Eukaryota, Metazoa, Chordata, Mammalia, Tubulidentata, Orycteropodidae.
CCCCCUCAGAUCGCGCUAUGGGUGACAGUGAUGAUGAGUAUGAUCGAAGGCGCAGGGACAAGUUUAGAAGAGAGCGCAGCGACUAUGAUCGUUCUCGGGAAAGAGAUGAAAGGCGUCGAGGGGACGACUGGAAUGACAGAGAGUGGGACCGUGGCCGCGAGCGACGCAGUCGGGGUGAAUACCGUGACUAUGACCGGAAUCGGCGAGAACGCUUCUCUCCGCCCCGCCACGAGCUCAGCCCCCCGCAGAAACGCAUGAGGAGAGACUGGGAUGAGCACAGUUCUGACCCAUACCACAGUGGCUAUGAGAUGCCCUAUGCUGGGGGGGGCGGGGGCCCAACUUACGGCCCCCCUCAGCCCUGGGGCCACCCAGACGUCCACAUCAUGCAGCAUCAUGUACUGCCUAUCCAGGCCAGGCUGGGCAGCAUCGCCGAGAUCGACUUGGGUGUCCCGCCGCCUGUCAUGAAGACCUUCAAGGAGUUUCUUCUGUCACUGGAUGACUCUGUGGAUGAGACGGAGGCAGUUAAGCGUUACAAUGACUACAAGCUGGAUUUCCGAAGGCAGCAGAUGCAGGAUUUCUUCCUGGCUCACAAAGAUGAGGAGUGGUUUCGGUCUAAGUACCACCCAGAUGAGGUGGGAAAGCGUCGGCAGGAGGCCCGGGGGGCCCUGCAAAACCGACUGAGGGUGUUCCUGUCUCUGAUGGAGAGUGGCUGGUUUGAUAGUCUUCUCCUGGACAUAGACAAAGCUGAUGCCAUUGUCAAGAUGCUGGAUGCAGCUGUGAUUAAGAUGGAAGGAGGCACAGAGAACGACCUGCGCAUUCUGGAGCAGGAGGAGGAGGAGGAUCAGGCAGGAAAGCCUGGGGAGCCCAGCAAGAAGGAGGAGGGCCGGGCGGGACCGGGGCUGGCGGACGGGGAGCGCAAGGCCAGCGACAAGGACGAUAAGAAAGAAGACGGCAAGCAGGCUGAGAACGACAGUCCUAAUGAUGACAAAACUAAGAAAUCCGAGGGUGAUGGGGACAAGGAAGAAAAGAAGGACGACUCUGAGAAGGAAGCCAAAAAGAGCAGCAAGAAGCGCAGUCGCAAGCACAGUGGUGACGACAGCUUCGACGAGGGCAGCGUGUCUGAGUCUGAAUCCGAGUCGGAGAGUGGCCAAGCUGAGGAGGAGAAGGAGGAGGCUGAAGAAGCACUCAAGGAAAAGGAGAAGCCCAAGGAAGAAGAAAGGGAGAGACCGAAGGAGGCCGCAGGGCUGGAAUGCAGACCCCGGCCUUUGCAUAAAACCUGCUCUCUGUUCAUGCGCAACAUCGCACCCAACAUCUCCCGUGCUGAGAUCAUUUCUCUUUGUAAAAGAUACCCAGGCUUUAUGCGUGUGGCGUUAUCCGAGCCCCAGCCGGAGAGGAGGUUUUUCCGUCGUGGAUGGGUAACCUUUGACCGCAGUGUCAAUAUCAAAGAGAUCUGUUGGAACCUGCAGAAUAUUCGACUCCGGGAAUGUGAGCUGAGUCCUGGUGUGAACAGAGACCUGACGCGGCGUGUCCGUAACAUCAAUGGCAUCACCCAGCACAAGCAGAUAGUGCGCAACGACAUCAAGCUGGCAGCCAAGCUGAUCCACACGCUGGACGACAGGACCCAGCUCUGGGCCUCAGAGCCUGGAGCAGCACCUCUGUCAACGAGUCUGCCAUCUCAGAACCCAAUCUUGAAGAACAUCACUGACUACCUGAUCGAGGAAGUGAGCGCUGAGGAGGAGGAGCUGCUGGGGAGCAGUGGGGGGGCGCCCCCAGAGGAGCCUCCGAAGGAGGGGAACCCGGCCGAGAUCAACGUGGAGCGAGAUGAGAAGCUCAUCAAGGUUUUGGACAAACUCCUUCUCUAUUUGCGCAUUGUACAUUCCCUGGAUUACUACAACACGUGUGAAUACCCCAAUGAGGAUGAGAUGCCCAACCGCUGUGGCAUCAUCCACGUCCGGGGUCCCAUGCCACCCAAUCGCAUCAGUCACGGUGAAGUGCUGGAGUGGCAGAAGACGUUUGAGGAGAAGCUGACGCCGCUGCUUAGUGUGCGAGAGUCUCUUUCAGAGGAAGAGGCCCAAAAGAUGGGUCGUAAAGACCCUGAGCAGGAAGUGGAGAAGUUUGUCACCUCCAACACCCAGGAACUGGGCAAGGAUAAGUGGCUAUGCCCUCUCAGUGGCAAGAAAUUCAAGGGCCCCGAGUUUGUACGCAAACAUAUCUUCAAUAAGCACGCAGAGAAAAUUGAGGAAGUGAAGAAGGAAGUGGCAUUUUUUAAUAAUUUCCUCACUGAUGCCAAGCGCCCAGCUCUGCCUGAGAUCAAGCCAGCUCAGCCCCCUGGCCCUGCCCAGAGCCUGACGCCAGGACUCCCCUACCCACACCAGACGCCCCAGGGCCUGAUGCCCUAUGGUCAGCCUCGGCCCCCCAUCUUAGGUUAUGGAGCUGGUGCUGUCCGCCCUGCAGUGCCCACAGGAGGGCCUCCGUACCCCCAUGCCCCAUACGGUGCUGGCCGAGGGAACUACGAUGCCUUUCGAGGCCAAGGGGGUUAUCCCGGGAAACCCCGCAACAGGAUGGUUCGGGGAGACCCACGGGCCAUUGUGGAGUAUCGUGACCUGGAUGCCCCAGAUGAUGUUGAUUUCUUCUGAGCCAUCCACUCCCUCCCUCCUGAUAGCAUCUGUACUUGUGACUGCCUUGUCCCAACAGCUGAGAAAUUUUUGUACGUUCAGCCCUACUGCCAAUAAAAGCACUUCCCCAG